Molecule: messenger RNA, 1071 nt
Organism: Rotaria sp. Silwood2
Lineage: Eukaryota; Metazoa; Rotifera; Eurotatoria; Philodinida; Philodinidae
Source: the annotation of a GenBank genome assembly
AUGAAUUAUCUCAUCGUACUGGCUUUUGUUUUUCUUUCUCAAAAGGCAUGUAAAGAUACAUUUUAUACUCAAUCAAAUCUUGAUCGUCAUGUACGUACUGUACAUUUACGUGGAAGUCAUUCAUUUACAUGUACAUUUCCAAAUUGUGGUAAAACAUUUACAAGAAAUGAUUCAUUAAAAAAUCAUCGAGCAAAACAUUUUCCAAAUAUGAUUAUGAAAUGUCCAUAUGUUGAUUGCGAAGAAAAAUUUCGUGUACGAUCAACAUAUCAUGCACAUCUUAAACGACAUCGAAAUGAAAAGCAACAAUCAUCAACUAUCUAUGUUUGUGUACUACAAAAUUGUCAAUAUACAACUUCAAAUAAAGCAAGCAUGAAACAACAUUUAACGAAAGUACAUGAUUAUAAACAAGAAAAAGAUGAAGAUAUUCCCUAUGUUCAAUAUCCAUCCAAACAACAACAACAACAACAGCAACAGCAACAGCAACAACUUCACAUUGAUGAACCAACUUCAACUAAUCCCGUUGAAGUAUCAGCUCCUCUUGUAGUUAAAUUACCCGGUGAUGAACCUUUGCCAACAGCAUCACUUGUAGUAUCCCAUUCUCAACCAUUAGUUUCUGCUCCGCCACCCCCACCUUUAAGUGAUCCAUUUGAUUUCUUUAAUAUGAUAAUGAUGCCUGAUAUGCCACUUGGUGAUCUUGAUUGGCUUAAUAUUGAAUCCGAAGAAAAUAUUCGACCACGUAAACGUCAAAAUAUAAUUACAAUUAGUCGUGAUAUGGAAAGUUUAUCAACUGUAGUUGUAGAAAAUUUAAGUGGUUGUGCUCGAACAGAUUAUCGUAGUAAUCAUGCAUUACUUGAACGUGCUAAAUUUCGACGAAAAUUAUUGAAUUAUAAACGAGAACUUUUACGAGUUGAUUCACAACCAGUUCCAACCGCAACAAGACGAGUAUCAUGUCAAUUAUCUGAUGAUAAUGAUAAUGGUAUUGAAGACGAAGAGGAUGAUAUACUUGAAACAACAAUAUGGGAAACAAGUCCAAAACGAAUAAAACGAUGGGUUGAUGUUAAUGAAAAUUAA